AUGACAGCAAAAUCGGCCGUUGAUACGUGUCUUGAUGUCAUCAGAAUAAUAGCCGAAGCGAGGCGUCUAGAGAAAUGGCCUGAUCAAGAGCUUGAAGUUCAGCAACAACUCGUGAAAGGGCAUCCGGUUUCGAUCGUUGUACAAACGGCCCACCAGCAGUGCGGCGCGGUGUGCGCCAAGGCGCGCUUGCUGGAAAUCUGGACCAUCAAGCGGCAGAUCGGCGAGGAAGCCGCCGGGGGUAUGGAUCCGUUCUUCCUGCUCAGCGCCGUUCGGUCUCAACUUCACUUUUCCCCGCUGCAUUCCUGGCAAACUGGAAGUCAGAUACCGCCAGGCGUCGGCGUCAUUUCCAGCCUAAAAAUGACUGUUUCUUCUCAACAGGAGACCCUGGCUUUAUUGCCCGAGCUUCAUGCUUUUCCACCAUCGAAGCGGAGUGACUAUCAAGGCCAUGCAGCCUACAGCGUGCCAACGACGGUGUUUUGCCCAGAAUCGCUUGAGACGCCGCGAAUUCUGUUUUCGGAUUCUCUGGAAGCUACAUCCCCGCAGCCGCUGUCAUCACCGCUGUCGCGUUUCCUACAGGACACCAGCAAGAUGAUGGACGGUAAAGAGGAACAACGAACUGGUCGCAGCAUUCAACGCUCAAAGAUGUUUAAUCGGAUGGGCCUGCCAACCUAUUCCAGCCCUGCCCCACCGGUCGAGCUGAAGCGGCGACGAUUGAGGAGUGGUACCAGCAUCUGCCUGGAUUCUACAACUUCGAAUGAGCCAGACGACGAUUGCCCCCGCCUUGCCUCCAGCGCCCCGAGCAGCAAGAGUCUUUUGUGUAAUUUUGAGGAAAGUGCGCUGCAUGGCCGUCUUGAUCCUUUGGCCGUGGUGGGAGGCUUCAUUUGCCACCUUGUCGUCUCAAACGGGCCACUACCAUCCGUGGAUCUACGACUACCCGUCCGAGCCUGUUAUUUUGAGAACGACUCGGACACGGCGGCACCUUCACCAUAUUUGGGAAUUUGCUCGUUGGAAAGUAUCUCGAAGCGUGGCAUUCGCAUCCCGCCGGCCGGGACACUCCAAGUGACGCUUCUAAAUCCACAGGGGACCGUCGUCCGCAUCUUCGUCCAACGGUACGACUUCACAGAUAUGGCGCCCCGGUCGACGACCUUCCUGCGCCAGCGCACCUUCUUCAUGAAGGAGGGCGACAAGCAGAAAUGGUUGCGCUAUCUCGUCCACUUCAAGAUUCGUAGCGAUAAGCAGGGCGGCAUCCGGUUGCACAGCGAUCUACGCAUGCUUUUCGCUCCGAAUAACACUAUUGACGCUUUAAAUAUUGAGCGCGCCGAAGACGACCGCUACGUGCUGAAGACGUUCACCGAAACGCCGCGGCCCACCACAUCUUCUUCUAGCCGAAAUGAU
This is a messenger RNA of Mesorhabditis spiculigera, 1395 nucleotides long. Lineage: Eukaryota; Metazoa; Nematoda; Chromadorea; Rhabditida; Rhabditidae. The record is from the annotation of a GenBank genome assembly.